GACACGCAGCAGUUGCUCCCCUCCCGCUCCUCACCAACCAACCAACCGACCGACCGACCGACCGAACGACCGACAGCGGCAUCACCGGCGACGUUCAUUCGCAUCCCCCCGUAAAAAAAAAAUAAAUAAAUAAAUAAAACCGCUCUUCGUUUCUCUACCUGUUGGACUGAACAGCCCUCAUCAUGUCUAAGGGUACAGUGGUUUUGGCCUACAGCGGUGGACUGGACACCUCUAUUAUUCUGGUUUGGCUGAAGGAACAAGGCUACGACGUCGUCACGUACUUGGCCAACAUUGGACAGGAUGAAGACUUUGAGGCUGCCCGUAAAAAGGCAGAGUGCCUCGGUGCCAAGAAGGUUUUCAUUGAGGACCUGCGUGCAGAGUUUGUGGAGGAGUUCAUCUGUCCCGCGGUUAAGGCCAAUGCUAUGUAUGAGGACCGGUACCUGCUGGGCACUGCUUUGGCACGGCCCUGCAUCGCCCGCCAUCAAGUUGAAAUCGCGCGCAGGGAGGGUGCCCAGUUUGUCGCCCAUGGUGCCACUGGAAAGGGCAACGACCAGAUACGUUUUGAGCUCACAUACCACUCCCUCUGCCCUGAUAUCAAGAUCAUUGCACCGUGGAGGAUCCCCGAGUUCUACAAUCGCUUCCGGGGGAGAACAGACCUGAUGGAGUAUGCAAAGAAACACGGCAUCCCCGUGCCUGUCACUCCUCGGGCCCCCUGGAGCAUGGACGCCAACCUCAUGCACGUAAGCUACGAGUCUGGCAUCCUUGAGAAUCCCAAGAGCCAUGCACCAGAUGACCUAUACCUGAUGACCAAGAACCCAACAGAUUCUCCCACCACCCCUGAUGUGCUGGAGAUCGAGUUCAGAAACGGAGUGCCUGUCAAGGUGACCAACCUGAAGGACAGCAAAUCUAAGGACUUGCCACUUGACAUCUUCUCAUUGCUUAAUGAGAUUGGAGGAAAGCAUGGUGUGGGCCGCAUUGACAUCGUAGAGAACCGUUUCAUUGGAAUGAAAUCCAGAGGUAAGGAAUUAAAAAUUUACAUUUGA
Messenger RNA from Xiphias gladius (swordfish), 1043 nucleotides. It is a transcript of the gene ass1, whose product is annotated as argininosuccinate synthase 1. Gene Ontology annotation, molecular function: ATP binding; argininosuccinate synthase activity. The record is from RefSeq and is a predicted model, not a curated record. The transcript has 11 exons. The coding region runs from base 183 to 1043 and encodes 286 amino acids. NCBI's taxonomy places the organism in Eukaryota, Metazoa, Chordata, Actinopteri, Istiophoriformes, Xiphiidae. Gene Ontology annotation, biological process: L-arginine biosynthetic process; urea cycle. Gene Ontology annotation, cellular component: cytoplasm.